CGUUAUGAAAUUAGGCGGCGGUGCCAAUACAGACUGGGAAAUUAAGCGGAAUACGCGCAUGUGCGUUAUGAAAUUACGUUGCCGUACUAAAGCGGACUAUACUAUUAAACGAUCCACGCUAAUACGCACUAUGAAAUCAAACGCUAUUCUCACGCGCACCGAAGCAAACGGUCGUGGCCGUACCGCUCUACGAUAUUGCGCGCCUAUGCUUAUCCGCGCUACGAUAUCAAACGUGCGCGGCACGCCUAUGUGCACUGUGAAAUUGCGCGUCAACGCUUACCCGCACUGCGAUAUUGAGCGCGUAUGCUAAUGCGCGCUAUGGAAUGUAGACCGCGCGGGCUUGUGGGAGUCGUGCUGUGCAUGUCGGCGCGUCUCUGAGCGGGAGAGGACAUCGCUGCUGCUGCUGUUGUUGCUGCUGUUGUUGUUGUUGCUGCUGCUGUUGUUGUUGUGAGGGGCAGGGCCCUAGGGGGCAUUAGCCGAGGAGCUGCCCUCAAUCUCCCCGCGGAGCAAGGCUUGCCCGGCACUCGCGUGCCUCGAUCGGCACCCGCGGCGGCGUCGGCAGCGCAGCAGCGGCGACGCCGGCAGCGCCAGCAGCAGCGGCGGCGGCGGCAGGAGGAGGAGGAGGAAGAGGGACCGGCGUUGCUGCGGCUCCGGCUGCGGUUGUGGCGGAGAGAGGGCGGCGUGGCCGUGCCUGGCUCGGCUGCAUGAUGGGGCAGCAGCAGCAGGAGGAGGAGGAGGGGGGGGCGGUCAGGUGGCUGCGUCGCUGAGCCCCCGGGCGGGGAGGGGGCUGCUGUGCCCCCCGGCGCGAGGGGAGAUGAGCGGGGGACCCGGGCAGACGGACAUCCUGGCCAUCGGCUUCCUGGUGAAGGAACGCUGGAAAGUGCUGAAGAAGAUUGGGGGCGGGGGUUUUGGUGAGAUUUACGAGGCCGUGGACUUGGAGUCUCGCGAGAGCGUUGCCCUCAAAGUCGAGUCGGCCACGCAGCCCAAGCAGGUGCUGCGCAUGGAGGUGGCCGUGCUCAAGAAGCUGCAGGGCAAGGACCAUGUGUGUCAAUUCAUCGGAUGCGGCCGCAAUGACAAAUUCAACUACGUCGUCAUGGAACUGCAGGGCCGCAACCUGGCGGACUUGCGCAGGAGCCAGGCGCGUGGCACGUUCAGCCUGAGCACCACUCUGCGCCUGGGCAAGCAGAUGCUCGAGGCCAUAGAGAGCAUCCACAGCCUGGGCUUCCUGCACCGGGACAUCAAGCCUUCCAACUUCGCCAUGGGCCGGCUGCCUGGCACGCACAGAAACUGCUACAUGCUGGACUUUGGGCUGGCGCGCCAGUACACCAGCUCCACUGGGGAAGUCCGGCCGCCACGCGCCGUGGCCGGCUUCCGGGGCACGGUGCGAUACGCGUCGGUCAACGCUCACAAGAACCGGGAGAUGGGUCGCCAUGACGACCUGUGGUCCCUCUUCUACAUGCUCGUGGAAUUCGCUAUCGGACAGCUGCCGUGGAGGAAAAUCAAGGACAAGGAGCAGGUGGGGCUCAUCAAGGAGAAGUACGACCAUCGGCUGCUGCUCAAGCACAUGCCGGCAGGCUUCCAGGCCUUCCUCGACCACGUGUCGACACUCGAAUACCUCACCCAGCCCGACUACGAGCUGAUCCUGUCGCUGCUGGAGAGCAGCAUGCACGAGCUGGGCGUCACGGAGAACGAGCCGUAUGACUGGGAGCGCAGCGGCGCCGACGCGUCCGUCACCACCACCACCACCACCUCCACGCCGCCGCAGCAGCAGCAGCACACGAGGCACACAGCCGCGGCGCUUGGCGUGGCGCACCCCACGCCGCCGCUGCUGCUGGGCGACGUGCAGCAGCGCGAAAGCACCUACGACGUGCUGCAGGACGAGCAGCUGAGCGAGCAGGAGAACGCGCCGUCGCCCCUGCAGCCGGUGCGACCCCCGCCGGGUUGCCCCCCCCCCGCCCCUCCCCCGCCACCCCCUCCCGUGCCACCGCCGCCGCCGCCACCGAGCGCCGCCCCGGUGACGCCGACGCUGCGGGCACCGGGCGCUCUCCCGCCGCCGCCGCCACCGCCGCUGUCGCCGGGCGACCUGCGUCGGCAGAACCGCACCGACCAGAACCGCAACAAGAUCGGCGCGGAUGCGUGCUGGGGGGAUGAGCGGCAUUUGGAACAAGGAGACAUGUCCACGGUGAGGGAGAACGGGGAGGUCGGAGGAAGGCCCGACACGCGCGGGGAGACCUGGUGGGACCCAAAGCUGGAGGGGGCGGUGGCAGCCCCCGCUGCUCACGUGUGGCACCACGACGACGUUUACCACGGCGACGGUUACCACGGCGACGGUUACCACGAAAAUGGUCACUUUGGCGACGGCGUCCACGGCGGUGACAACAACGAGGGCGGUGGCAGCGCGCUACCCGCGACCACUCCGACGGACGAGUGGGUCGUCGUGGAUCACGAGGACUUCCCGCCGGACGGGGGUCGACCCCCCGCUGACGCCGCGGUGCAUUCUGGGAGGACGCGUGGAGACGGUGCCGCCGAUGAGCUCUGCUCUCUGGAAGACGACGAUGAAGGUGGCGACGAGGGUGGUGGAAAUGGUGCGGCACCGGCGGAGGAAGAAGGCAAAAGGGCGCACGGCAGCGCUCGAGCCAAGGGGGUGGCCGUCGAUAAAAUGGACUCGUCAUCGCCCGAGCGAGAUCAGGGGGCGGCACAGGAAGUGGGCGCCAUUGGACCGUUGGGUCACUUGACUUCCAUCCGAUUCGGGGACCCAGAAUUGUGGUUGGAUUCGGAGGGGGCCAGGGAAAGGAAGAGAGUUGAGCGGACAUCCCCACCAGAUGUGAGCCGAGGUCACGACCCCGGCGUGCCGCCCCCCGCCCAGUCCCCUGUGCCGCGGAGUGCGUCCGGCUCGAGCAGCCCCUUGGGCUCCGUCGGGCGCCGCCAGCUGCCCCUGCUGCCCCGCGCCUCGGGCAUCAAGCUGCUGCCCUCCGUCAUCCGCAUCUCCAACGCGCAGCUGAGCCAGCUGUCGAGUGGCUGGGAGGUGCCUCCACCGCUGCCUCCGCUACGGCCGCCCACGGCGCGUGAGGUGCCGCCGCUCCUUCACGCGGCCGCGCAACCCCCUGCAUCACAACACCAGCGCGAUGUCCAGGAGAGGGAGCCGGAGCAGAGCCGGGCCCUUGCAGCGACGCAGCCUUUACCGGACUCGGCCCAGAUUAUCGAGGACGGUGGGAGACGAGGAACGGACGAGGAGAAAAAGGAGGCUGUGGAGGAAAAGGUGGCAGAGGACGAGGAAAGCGUUCCUGUGCUGGCCGUGCAAGGGGCAGUCAAGGGUGACAUGGAGCCGGAGCGACCUUGCGACGGCGAGCGUGGGCGAGCGAGAGCCGCCCCGCCCGUUACCGACAACGACCCCUCGCUCACCGUCGUGUCGGCACGGCAAGCGGCGCCAAACUCAGACGGCGCAGAGGACAAACAGAAGCCUGCUGCUGCUGCUGCUGGUGGCGCCACAGUGGAAAACGCAGCUCAGAGGGGUGGCUUCAGCAGCACCGGCGGCGGCGCGUGUAACACGUCGGAACCCGCGACCCUGUCGUCUGCCCUCGCCGCGGAACUCGGUCCGGCCGCCGCCGCCGCUUCCGUGCCGAUCCGGACGCCGGGAGGGGAGUCGGCGCCGCUCACCCGGGUGGAGCGCACGUUCGCGGCCAUCGCCGAGACGACGCAGCUGGGCGUGCGCCCGGCCCGCCGGCACGCAGCGGGGCCGCCCUCGGAGCCGGCCGAUGACGGCCUGCCGGACCCCGCCGCCUGCGACCUCGAUAGGAACCCCAACCGGAGCGAGCGGCGAGGCCGCCACCGCCAAGCUCGACGCCACGACCACCACGGCGACUCCGAGUCCGAGGCCGAGACGGUUCGGAGCGUUCCGGACAGGAUGUCCGGCAGCGGCGGUGGCGCCGGAGGGGCGGUGGCCGGGUCGGAGGCCGCGGCACAGCCGGCGCCGCCAGGGAGGAGGCCAGCGAUGCGAGAAGAGGCCGGCGUCCAUUCCUUAGCGACGUCGGAGACGGGCGGAGACAAGUGGAGGGCGGAGCCUCGCUCGGAAAGCCCGGCGGCGCUCAACGGAGCCGAGCCGGACGUCUUUUCGGACGCGGAGGGCGACGCCAAACAACGCUCGCUGCACGACGGCUUGCCCCUCCUCCUCCGUGGGUGGGAAUCGAGCCGGAACGAAUCCGCCUCGGAGCUCUCCUCACCUCCGCCACCUUCGGCCAAGGAGCAGCUGCUGCGCAUGAAGAAGGGCGUGGGGCGGCUCCCGCAGCAGCAGCGGCAGCGGCGGCAGCAGCAGCAGCAGCGGCUCCACGUGUCGCUGCUGCUGCUUGCCGAGGGCGACGCGCGCCCGGACACCGAGGCGGCUUCGCCGAUCGCCCUCGCUCCCACUGCCGCCACCGCCGCCGCCACCGCCGCCACCUCCUCCUCGCCCCCGUCUCCUUCGUCACCACCGCCGCUGGCGCCAUCGCGCUCACCGGCGCCGUCGUCAUCAUUGUCGCCACCCCCCGCCGCCAGGCCGGGUUCCCCUUCCAGACGGCUCGGCAGUGCCGGCGGAGGCAAACGUAGCCGGAUUCCACGGCCCGUGACGCCAAGCGGGGAUGGGGCGGCGGCGGCGGCAGGAGGAGGGGGGUCUGUGUCGCUGUCGCUGUCGUCGCGAGCGCCGUCGUCGCCGCGUGCGUUCGUGCCGCGGCCGCCUCCCGGGCGCCCGCCGGCCCGACCGGCCCUGGAGUCACGGCUGCGCCGCUACAAGCUGCCGCCCUCCAGGCUGGACUCGCGUCACCACGCGGAGCCGCACUCCGACUCCCUCGCGCCCGGCCGCCCCUCCCGCUCGCCAUCACACGGCGCCCUCUCCUCCUCGUCGCCUCCCUCCUCCUCCCGCCCGGCCAGGGCCCCAACGUCCUCGGCAGCACCGACCCACCGCCGCCGCCGCAACAACAACCACCGCCACGCAGCGAGGUACCGGCACGGCCUCCCAGGCCCGGCCUGGCUCCUCCUCCAACGUAUCCGGAUCCGCUCGCAGAACCUCCGCACGGGCCGGCGUGUCCUCUAAAGCAAGCGCUGCUACCGCCACUUCUGCCGGCACCGCCGGGCGGUUUGGCUCGGCCGGUCAGCCGCUCGUCGCCGGCGGAGCAAUCGUCGGGCAGAGGGCGGCGACGGCCGCUGUAAGGGACGGGAGGCCCAAGCGCAGCAGCAAGCUGAGCAGAUAGCCCGGCGACCUGGCGCCCGUAAGCUCCGCUUGCCUCGCGAGAACUGCUAGCUUCCAAGGUCACGUGUGCGUACGCGUGGGUCUUGAGUGUGUCUUGUGAGCGUGUCUGUGUCUGUGUGUGCGUGCGAGUGAGGAGCUACUGCGUAGCGGUUUGCGCAGUGCGCUUCAAUCCCAGCGACUUAAGUUCACUUCCAAGUUGUGAUGCACAACAUCUGCCCUGGGCCUCUCCUAGGCUAAUUCAACCAGAAGAAAGCAUUUGCACGCAGUGAAAACCUGAUGUAAGGUUUGACAAUUUGCGCAGCAUUGUGGGAAAGGGGAGGAGUGUUGAGAGGUCGGCAUUGCUUGAUGCCGAUGUUUGGGUUUAGAAACGGACUUCGUUCACUGUAAUUUACGCUGCAGAUGUGAUGAGCGUUGGAUCGCCAGUACGCGCGUGUGUGUAUAUAGGCGUGCGGUAGCGCUGAGCGAUACCUGCGGUUGUCGGAGACGACGCCCACGACACCGGAACUGACGACGCUCGUCGUUGAUGCGGUGUCGGGAGAGCACCGUUGGCGUGACCGCGAAACCGAACGACGACCGGUCAAGUUGCGCUGCAGAGCGCUCCACUCGCCAUCGCAUGGUUCAAGAGCUCAACUCCCAGUCGCCGGUCAUAUUGUGUUCCACCAUCGUUGUUAUCACUUCAACGUUGAUAAAAUGAGCGCCGCUCGCUUGAGCAGGGAAUUAUUGUUGAAUUACCAUGGUAUUGCUGAGGAAAAGUCAUUUUAUUGAUAUUGCGCAAACAUUUUUUUUAAGCGUGUGUGUACAAUGGCCCAGUAUUUUUGUGCUUGGCAAUUCUCAGAUGUUGCUUGCUAAGCGAUACCCAAGAUGGCCUUCGGUACGUGUGCGUAUCGCAGUGUCCCUCAUGUUCCGGCAUUGUGGUUGCCUGUAUCGCUCGGCACUACUUAACGUGAUGGCGCACACACACAUGCAUGAGUGUACGCGUGAAGACACGUGCCCAUUUGCACGCACGGACACAUGCAGGGUUGCAAGUCGGCUGGCAUGUGUGCAUGUACACAGUACGCAUAAGUAGCACCUACACACAAUUCGCAGGCAGUUUGCAGGACACCGUAACCUCUCUGUGGCCACUCGGAUCGCGAUUCGCAGCCCAUUGUUGAGUGCGUCACCCCAUGCACCGCGCGUGUGCGCAGAUAGCGACGCACGUACGUCUGCAUCCCAGAGGUAGGCCUCACAUCCGCACGCAUCACGGCAGUAUGGUGACCGUGCGCCUAACGCCCUCCCGUAUUUACGUGUCGGUAAUUUUCGUUGCAGCAAAUCUGCACGUUUGUACUCUUCCGCAAUUCGUUGACAUUGUAAUCGCAAGGCUGAGAAGCCAAAGUUGGGAUGAACUGAGACGCGGUUCUGUGAAUUUCACAGCGCCUUUAGCCCCUGUUGUAGGUAAUGUGCAGAAUGAGAGUGCAUUGCUGAUGUUCCAAAUUGGCGCCGCGGUGGUGAGAUGUUAACUACCUCGCCUGGUAUACAGGAGGUCAUGGAUUCGAUCCCGACUGAUGCCUGUAUAUUUGGUGGUUGCAUGUCUCUCUCCCCAUGGUCGCGUGGAUAUUUCUUUGGGCUUCCCUUCCACAUUUAUAAACAUACGUUGUUUGCUGCUGUAAAUUUGCACGCGAUAAGCCACUUAGUUGAGCUGUCAUGUGUGGCUCGGUCACUUCUAAAAAAAGAGUUGUAUAGCUCAGUGGGCCUUACCUGUUGUAGAGCUUAAGCAAACUUAUAAAAGCCACGAGCGCAUGCUUUGUUUAGGUCGGCCACGCGGUGAGGCAGCUUUGAGUUGAGUGAAUUUGCGUUCCGACGUUAAAAUCGCUCUCGUGGUUUUUUUGGGCGCCCGAGUGGUUGCCCGUGAAGACGUUUACGUUGACUGACAUCGACGCACAUUGAAGCGACAAAAUGGCAUUACGAAUAUUUCACCAGGGUCUGCAUUGGCAUCGGUGUACAAGCACAAACUACCGAAAACUCACCAAAUUUUGCCGUUAACACUUUCUUAGAAAACGUCAAAGAGUGGUCAUUGUGCACGGCUAUGGCGUUCCUCUGUGCGUUGUCUGUUUCAAGGCGGUGAUAACAAUUGCGGUUUCGUGUUUUAUGAUUGUCCAGCGCAUUUAAUUUGUCGCUCAUCUCUCCAUUGGCAGCUCUGGGUCAGCGGUUUGUAAAUUCCACUUUCCCAUGGCGGAAGCGGUUUCUCCAGCACAACUGCCCCAUUGAUGUCUCGCAAAGCGAACACUUCUUUUAUUCCACCACGGAGGAUAUGGCAAUCGUGGGGCUGAAUCUCGCUACCCUCGACAUGGGAUUUUAAUUCACAACAAUUCCAUCGCGCGUCCAUUACGUGCACCUGCAUGCACGCGGCUAACGUUUUAAAUGUUUUAGAAAACAAGACAUGACAAUCAUUCCCCGAUUUGCUAGCGAAUUAAAAAAAACGGCGGGCUGGCGUUGACCGCGUACGAUAAAAACACACGACAUUGCCCCCGCGAGUGGCCAGCCCCGGAGUUACAGCAUCGGAGCUGUUUCAGCAGCAGCAGCUGUUGUUAUUGAUUGAAGGAAGAGAGCUGCUUGAGUUAAAUGAUCCGGACAGGACAAAAAAUGAGUCAUCUUUGUGAUUUUUGUCGUAAGCACUUUGAUGACGAAGGUUUCGAAGGAGUCGAGCAAACACAUCUUUACCGUUGUGGUGCAUUCUGGAGUAGGUGAGAUGCUACGAAUGGUCCUGCCACGUGUACACGAGACGCAGGAUGAUGGAGCGACGGUGAGGUUGUGGUGAAAUGAGUAGCAUUGGCCGUAGCGUACAAAUGUGAAAUGAAACUCGAUCACGGAUGAUUCACGUGGGGCAGAAGCCGUGUCAUUCCAUGUGGCAGAGGCCUUGUAUUUGAAGGAUAUCUGAGUCAAGUUAUUUUGGGGAUGAGGCAUAGAAUUGCUGAGUCGUGUCUCUGGAUAUCCGGCCUUGCCUCUGGAACUAAAUCAAUGCUAGAAACUAAUUUUCAUGUUCAUCUGGGUACCAGUUCUUCAGCUGAGAUGAAAUUUCCAGUGAACCCUCGAGUCAUUUGACACAUGGCUAAGAACCAUGAGGCUGGGAAGGUCGAGGAAGAGUUUAUAGGGUGAGUGUUUGGAGGGUGACUUUUCAAUAGUAAACAAUCCCUGAUUACAUAUUAUUCAAGCGCAUAUAAUUAAUAUAACAAUCCCACAUUUUUCGCUCGAAAUGAAACAAUAUUUUAUUGCCGAUGUAAUAUUUGCUAAGUUAAUUUAACAUCACAAAUUGCAACCCCUCCCAGGCUGUGAGCCGUGAUUUGUGUGUUCUCCGCUGCUUUCCUCGCAUGAACCCAAGUUGCCGACACGGUCGUUUCCCAACUUUAAUCGAGUUGGAAUCACUUGGGAAUUUUUUUUCUUAAUGGAAGCAAAUCACAAAUGCUAAAUAUCAGUAUUCUGAUUACAUCUGAGGGUGACAUAAUGGCCAGGGCAUUGCUCCAUAACCUUCAUUCACGUGACCUCUGCUCGUCCGCACGGUAGGGAGCAGCACUUGUUGCACCCGGCUUGACACAUGAGAGUAAUGUUCACUGCACGACGGUAAAACAAAUCACUUCAAUUCUGAGCUGAUAAUUUAGCCAAAUCAAGUGCCGUACCAAAUUUUGUGCCGUCAUUUGUUCCGUCAUUUUUGACCGGGCUGAGACCAUUGACCCCGCUAUACCUGAUAAUCCGCUUUCAUCGCGGGCGACUUCUCAGCAACCAUGUUUCGUAAAUUACAACUCGAUAGCCAUCGAUUCUGCCAACCGUUGUGCCGAGUGCCGCGGCGUGCGUUCUCAUGUUGCGGCAGAUUUUGGUAAAAAAAAAUCGCCAGAGAUGAAUUGUCGCCAUGGAGGCAUCGUAAUCGCCGAACUAAUGUAACCACGUAGAGCGCUGCGAUGCGCCUUGGGGUUGAGAAAGACGUUCGUUGCUCGGCACGACGUCCGACGUUUCCUCUCUGCACGCCGACAGCUUCUUCAGGAAGUGAAUUGUACAAGAAAAUGCAUCGGAGAACGACACCACGAAAACCUGCGCAGCGGUAGAACCCACUCUACCGUGACCACUUGUGGUCGUCUCCGACGUCACGUAGUCUGCGUGGAUGCCGUAGAAGGCCCCAAAGCGUCGCCCCUCGGUCGCUGUCGUCUUCUCUUGAGCCAGCUCAGCCAGGUGCCCGAGGAGGAGAUUUGCAGCCAAGUGGGGUUUAGGUUUUAUUAAGGCAACGUUUACAUUUUUUUUGCCACCCUUUUUCGUUUUUUUUUUUAUUAUUAAACGUUUAGUGCAAAUGCAACCGGUUUGAAGAAGUUGUGAAUAUUUAAGAGGUCAGAGUCACGGAGUUAAUUUUUUUCAUAUGGUGGUCACUGACACGCUCCGGUUCGGAUAAAAUUGUGGAGCUUGGUGGUGACCACCCAGAUGAAAGCCAGAUUUAACCCAAUUACUAACAUCUGGUCUUACCAGGUUAGAACUUGGGCCUGCACGGGUUCCUUUUACAAGUUCAACCUGGUCACGAUGGCCAUACAAGCGGUGAUGCUUAAUAGUUUUAAACACCCAAGUACAGCUGCUUGGAUGAGUGAAUGCUGCAGUUGUGGAAACCUUAGCUGAUAAACUCACUGCUGUGAGUUAAAGGUAGCUGCUAAUUUGUGUAACAAAUAAAAACCUCUCGCACGAGCAAGGUCAUGGGCCCCUGCGCACACGAGACGAUGCAGAACGGCUUUAGCGAAAUCGUUCACAACAACAUUUUUUGGGACGAUGCAAUUCGUGGUGGGGCGGUCGGGUUAGAGCGUGCGACGGUGGAGAAGUGCUUUUCAUCGCUCCAGUUCGACAGUGCAAUGGCGGGAGGGGUUGAGUGAAGCCGCCGGGGGUUUGUUUUGUGAGAUUGGUGGGGCCGUGUGCUGCUUGAUGUCCUCUCGCGAGUCAAGGGCUGUCGGUGGCGCGGAGUUAAGAGUUUCUGUUGUCGAAGUUUAAACUCGUUGGUGUUGAAUGUUCAUUUGCUUUCCGUCCAGGGAAGCCUGCAAUUGUGUAUACUUUAUUUACAGCAUUUAUUUACCUUCCCUCGUGUACAUAAUGUGUAUACGUUAAUUUAUUACGUUGAUUUUUAUGUGUAUAUAUAUAUUGCACGUCGGUAAGUGACCAGUGCUCUGCUCGCUAAGCACGCGUCCGUCAACCUCCCGGGCAGAAGAGGGCAACGCCGUUCCGCCACUCCGCUCGCCCCACGCUUCGCUGUCGUGAACCAGCGCCCGCUAACUCGGCUGGUGCCUGUGCUAAGAGGCGCUCGGUUCGCAUUCCGGAGGGUCGCAAGUUCAAAUCCCGUUCUGGAGUCGACACGGGCAGAAGGUCAGCAACCAAAAUAACAAGGAUAGCCAUUUUUUUCAGAUUCGGUAACAAUAUAUAUAUUUGAAGAGCCGUAGUGCCACGUGAAUUCGAGGCGGUGGCGCUUAAUAAAUCACGUCAUGAAGUCGCACUUUGAGAGCCGCCUGCAGCUCCAGAGCCACGGGUUGCCAAGCCCUGCUCUUGGGUGUCAGAAAUUGAGUACUGCUUUGAGUGAAGUCAGCAUUGGGCUUGCUAUGGAUAAACUGGUCCUCAUCAUGGGAAUGUGGAAUUUUCAGCACUGCUUAGGGUUGCCAAAGGAGACAAGCUCUUACUUCAGCAGAGAGCCUCUGAAUCUAUAGAACAGGAACACGCCCAUCGAGACCCAUCAUUACAUUUGGACCCUUAUUUAACCGAACAUUAGGCAACCCAGAAUCGGUGGAGGAAAUUCUGCAUUCCCAUGGCAGGGACAGUCCUCUGUGGGAAGUUAACAAGUCGUUGUCCUCUGCAAAGUGGUGUGACUUUAUCAACCCCGGUGGGAUGAUGGGCCGAGUCAUUCCCCAAUUGAGAUGUUUAACUCGCGACCCGAGUCGUCGCGACCUGAGUGUCCGUGUGCUGUGGUCACUCGUAACGCCGCAUGCUCGUGCACGGCUGUGGCGGCAGUUGGAGCUGUUGACCCCGUGCCAGCUGGCUGGGUGAGCACACGGACCACGGGGUCAGCCAGCCACUUGGUUUAACGUGACCACAGACCAGCAGACGUGGAAGGACAAGUUUAAACUCGACCACGGAGGUUUUCGCAGCCAAUGUAAUUAUUUCUAGAUUUGAAGCUUUCGUGACUGCAAGGAUUGAUAUUCUUAGGUUGUUUCGGUAAAGUCACGUAGGUAAAAAAUUUAAAUUAAUAAAAGUGAAAUAAAAAUAAUUUUAAUUUUUAAAAUAAAAUAAAAUCACGUCGUGAUUUUUUAUUUUACUUUUAUUAAUUUAAAUUUUUACCUACGUGACUUUACCGACAAAACCUAAGAAAAAUGUAAUUAUUCACGAGUGAUUUUUGGGUUAUGCCGAGUAAUAAUUGUUGACCCCCCCCCCCUCCCCGCAUAUCCAAUUAGCACGGUUGGCUAUGUUCGGUGCGAAUAAUGAUCUAGCCAGAUUUGUGUUGUCAAGACCCUCCACCACCCGAGGUGGCAUUUCAACCAGAGUCUCAUGACACGUUUCUUUUUUUGUCGGAGCGUCGGCAAGGUGGCGAGCUUCUCUUUCUUUUUGUAGAGCCGAGCGCGUGAACGAUUGCCCUCUGGUGCUGGGUGGAGGUUGGCCUUGCGGGAAGUGACUCAGUGAGAGAAGGGUGCCCCGGUUCCGUGGGGGUUUUGCCCUCCGGGUCCUUUCCCCUGAUGAGGCGACGCGAUGACCCAGCCGCGACUGCACGAGCUGCGGGAGGGGGGCGACUGUUGCUGCUCUCGCGAAUGACAUCGCGAGAGCACCGACGGCAAGGUCGUUGUUUGACGAAAUAGAGGGGGGGAAAUUACAAUUGAACUCUGGACGUUGAGGCAAAACUGUACCGUGCAGAAGGUGGGUGGUGAUCCAAUUCAAGAAUCUAUUGUUUUGUUUGUGUUGUUUGUUCUGUCCGGACUGUGUCGUUUGCUCCGAGAGCCUCAGAGCAAGCGCGCAUGACUUCCAUAUAAUUUGCACAUAUCACGAAUAAUCGACUCUCAACGUGCGGAUAAUCCGUGCGCGCGCGAGUGUCGUGAGCGUAGCCAACCGGGUUUGGUCGACGUCUCGUUGCGUGCAGUCGCACUGCGCGCUCCGCGAUGCGACGUGCGGGAUGACUGACCCUUCGUCGCUCGAGAGAGAGAGAGAGAUACAGCGUUGCCCCCCCCUGCUUUGUUGAGCGUGCGGCGAGGGGUGUUUGUGCACAGGACCGCGCGAGUGCCUGGCUGUGUGCUGCUGCAAUUCGCGACUGUGCCCCGAUUCAGCCGCUGCUCUGAGCCAUUCUAAUGUCUGUUGCCUUGCCUUCCAACGUGGCCACACACACACAGGCAGCCACAUGCGCACGUGCACUCAGACACAUGCCUGCGUACACGAAAGACAAACAUCCCCCCGGAUAGACUUUAACAGACUGCUGGGGAAAGUGCUGUUAGUGAGCACCUACGAAGGCUGGGGAAGAUGGGCAGCACCACGCCCGGCCGCCUUUGUCUUCCCAGUGGCGAUGUUUACACACCGCAGCAGGUACUUGUUUAAGGCUGAGUCGACCUAGGAGAGGCCCAGGACCGGUUCAGAUAAUCGUCGCUGACCAUUAGCAGAAGCGCGUCACGAACACACAAGACACACACACACAAGACACACACACACAAGACACACACACACACAAGACACACACACACACACAAGACACACACACACACACAAGACACACACACACAAGACACACACACACACAAGACACACACACAAGACACACACACACAAGACACACACACAGACACAAGACACACACACACACAAGACACACACACACAAGACACACACACAAGACACACACACACAAGACACACACACACAAGACACACACACACAAGACACACACACACAAGACACACACACAAGACACACACACACAAGACACACACACACGACACACACACAAGACACAAGACACACAAGACACACACACACACACAAGACACACACACACACAAGACACACACACAAGACACACACACACACAAGACACACAAGACACACACACACACAAGACACACACACAAGACACACACACACAAUGCAUUUCUCACUUGUAUCGUGUAAUUCCAUACGUGGUGGUUUAAUUGGAACAAAAUCUGAUUGCUUGAUUACUCGUCUGAUUACUUUAUUUUGUACUGGAGAAAUCAAUGUUUGAAAACGCACAGGCCAACAAAAAUGUAUAACUUAAAUGGACUGGCUUUGCCUAGCUCGUAACGCCACUCCUGUAUAUAACUGCAUUAAAGUACACGUCUUAACAACGCCCUAGCUAGCUGGCCUAUGGAAACCCCCCUAAUCUCUCAACACACAUGGUUCGACUUCAACAGGCUCCAUGAAGUAGGCUGGCGUGGCUGGCUUGCGAUGCUGUGAAACGGAUUUAAACUCCAAGCCUAUGACACUUUACCUGGCCGACCCGCACACCUUUAUAUUAACGCUGUUGCUGCGGCCUUCUUUAAAAUAUGGGCCACUUGCAGAGAAGUCCACAUGGCUUGCCGAACUUGUAAUGGUACCUACGGACUGUUCUAAGGUUCAGCUGUAAAUGCAAUACAUUAGAAACCCGUGUACGCACAGUUGCCGCUAAAGGGACUGCCUUGCCUAUGAAACACUCCAAUACACCAACAACUGCUUUAAAUUAUGCCUGUACUGUAUAUACACAAGUCGUCGUGUUGGGCUGGCUUGCCUCGCUUGUAAUGUAUGUCGCUUUGAAGUGCUUUACGACUGCGACCUUUACGACCUUUUUGAGACGUUUGUACGAGUUGGGUUUCGUUUUGCCGGCAAGGAUUCAACGUUUGGCAAACCUGCUUGCCGAAAGACUGACCUGUGCCCCGACUUGUAUCUCUCUCUCUCUUCCGCUUGGUACCCGUGUAUAAUCUAUGUUUGAAGUUUUCGUGACUACAGGGAUCCAUACUCGUUGGUUCUUUCGGUAAAGUCACGUCGGUAGAAAAUAAAUCAAGAAACAAUUGCUGUGGUUGUCCCACCUGAUUACGGACGCUUGUGUUGCACCCGAAACGUCGUGAUUUAAUUUCUACCUACGUGACAAUACCGAAAGAACCAAAGAGUACCCGUGUAUAGACGCAUUUAAGAUUAUAAACAAAAACUAAAAAGCUGCGAACACACCUCCUAGGCAACGUACCGUAGUUGUUAACAUGAGUCUUAUAACAGUUGGGAGUGAAUUAUUUUAAUUGUAAAAGAGUGGACCUUUAUCUCUCCCCCGCUGCUUCCAUCAAUGAAGUCUCUUUGCCAUGUGUCAACGCGCAGAGUUCCUCGAUUUAGUUUUUUAUUUUUGUACACUGUGCGCGCGUUCGUGGGACCUGUAACUUAAUUUAUUUUAUUCCGGCGCUUAUUGUAAACACUUGAAGCAUUGCAAAAAGGGCAUCGGUCGGGAACCAUUCCCAUUGCGUUCUGCUGCUGGAGCAACCAACAUUCCCUUUCGAGGAGAUCCGUGUAGCAAUCUCGCCACCUCGCGCCCCCAUCGAAGCCACCUUGGCCGCGCCUCAACCCGGCAGGAACUGCUUGCGAGCUCCAUGCGAGCGAAUGGCGUUCUAGUUCAGCGUUCUUCAUUGCAAAGCCCCCGGUGGUCUUUCGUGCCGUGAAAUCCCCAAUGGUUUCAAAUGUGUGGCAGCCCUCACACUGAUGAUGCCUUAUUGGCAAAUGUACCACCCCCCCUCUGAAAAUGUGAAGAACACUGCUUUAACAGAUCUCUCUUGGUGAAUGCUGGUCACUGCAAAUAGAUCUCUGUGAAGGAGAAUUACCAUCGCUGCAACAGGCAUCUGUUGAGAGUGAUGAGCCAAGCACUUGUGUAAAUACUUGUGGGGCUUUUGGACCCCCCCCCCAUGUCAAUGCAUGUGCCUCCCCCCCCCCCCCCCAUCCGUCAGUGGCACAGGAAGACUCGAGGUUUGUGUUUCAAGCAUCGAGAUCUCAUCACAGACCACGACUGUUCACGUCUCAAACUCUCUGCCUUGUGCAUCCCCAACCGCACCGCAGAUGGUUGUCUUCGCAGGUUGGUGACGUAUUUCGUCAAC
Lethenteron reissneri (Far Eastern brook lamprey) is the source of this 15306-nucleotide messenger RNA. Its product is annotated as tau-tubulin kinase 1-like. Gene Ontology annotation, biological process: protein phosphorylation. NCBI's taxonomy places the organism in Eukaryota, Metazoa, Chordata, Hyperoartia, Petromyzontiformes, Petromyzontidae. Gene Ontology annotation, molecular function: ATP binding; protein kinase activity. The record is from RefSeq and is a predicted model, not a curated record.